Messenger RNA from Lactuca sativa (garden lettuce), 929 nucleotides. Its product is annotated as universal stress protein PHOS34. The record is from RefSeq and is a predicted model, not a curated record. Lineage: Eukaryota; Viridiplantae; Streptophyta; Magnoliopsida; Asterales; Asteraceae.
AAUUUUUAACAUUGAAACGAAGGAGUUUGUUUUAGAUUUCAAAAGAGAGUAAUGAUGGAGACGACAAAUGGAACGGAGGAGACAGCGGUGGAGAAAGAGAUGAAAACGGUGGAUGCAGGGGAGGAGACGGCAACAAUGAAGAUCUGGAUAGCCGUUGAUGAAAGCGCCGGGAGUUUCUAUGCUCUCGAAUGGGCUCUUCGACAUCUCUUCCUCCACCACGAUUACGAUGCCACAGACGCCGACAAACUUUCGUCUUUCACAGUCACGGUGGUUCACGUCCAACCUCCCUUUCAACCGUCUUACACCGCCCUCCCUGUUGGGCCUAUUUUGUUUGCAACAUCUGGGAUGAAGGAAUCGGUGAUGAAAGCGGAGGAAGAAAGUGCCGCUAAAGUUCUUGCUCGUGCUUCGGAAUUGUGCGACAAACAUAAGAUAAAAGCAGAGUAUGUGGUGUUAAAGGGAAAACCAAAGGAAAUACUUGUUGAAGCUGUAGAACAAAUGGACGUUGAUCUUCUUGUUGUUGGUAGCAGAGGCCUUGGCCAAAUCAAGAGGGCUGUACUGGGAAGCAUCAGCGAUUACUGUGCACAUCAUGCCAAGUGUCCCGUACUGAUUGUUCGUCCUCAAAAGGAUAAGGCCUCGCAAAACUAAAUUGUUGUUCGUCAAGUGUCGUGUAUAAGACUAUAACUAAGCUGUUGUAAGAGCAUAUAUUAUAUGUAAUAUUUGGUCUUUAAGCAACAAGUUUGUUGUUUAUUGUUUAUUGUGCUAUAUAUAAGUUUAUAUUGUAAACCACGUAUAGUGAUGUGGUGAUAAAUGUGUCUGUGUUUGUGACCUUGUUGUUGUCCGGUUGUGUAUCUUAUGAACGAGUCGGUGACUGAAACAUUGGAUUAUAAUUAUGUUAAUUAAUGUAAAAUUUUCAUCUUUUAUGUUUACAA